Messenger RNA from Hemibagrus wyckioides, 5417 nucleotides. Its product is annotated as voltage-gated potassium channel subunit beta-3. The record is from RefSeq and is a predicted model, not a curated record. Gene Ontology annotation, biological process: regulation of potassium ion transmembrane transport; potassium ion transport. Gene Ontology annotation, molecular function: voltage-gated potassium channel activity; potassium channel regulator activity; transmembrane transporter binding. Bases 826 to 2103 code for a protein of 425 amino acids. Lineage: Eukaryota; Metazoa; Chordata; Actinopteri; Siluriformes; Bagridae. Gene Ontology annotation, cellular component: cytoplasm; voltage-gated potassium channel complex; membrane. The transcript has 14 exons.
CGAGCAGAGGAAAAGAGAGAAUACAGAGAAAUUAUUAAUUUAAUAUAUUUUCGUUCUGAUUAAUCGCUUGGAGGGGGGAGGAGCGUUCAGUCUCCGUCACCAUGGCAAUCACUGCUCACCAUAAACACAGCGCGAGCCGGUUCGUCGUUCUAGUCACCAUCGCUGUCGCGUGAGAACGGUUCUUUCCGCAACAGCGCGCGAGUGUGUGUGCGGUAGUGAGGGGAAUGACUGCGCGCGACGUGUGUGUGUGAGAGAGAGACGGGACAGUUAAGCGCGUGGAGUCACUCGUCUCGCGUCCGUUCGGCGGAGGAGGCGCGGCGCGCACGAACCGGUUCUGUGAGGGUCUCACGCGCUACUGCUGCUGCUCGCCUCGCGCUCGUGCACACCGUCUCUAGGGUGAAAAAACAAGAAGAGGAAAAACCUCGCAAAAGUGUCGCGUCGCGUCGGUAGGUCUGUUGCGCAUUAUUUCAGCAGGGUAGCACGCGGGGAAAAUUCCUCAGCCGGGAGCGCGCGCGCGAUGUAAAAAAUGUGCGAGGUGGAGGAGCUCGAGACACCGGCAAAGCACGGCGGCACGGGUACUGAGUGACCAGGCCACAGCAGAGUUUUAGGCUCGCGCUAACCACAAACAGGCGCGCGACCGUUUGGGAACUAAUUCUACACAGCUGGAACGGUGGACAAUUCUGACACGGGCACACACACGCGCGCGCACACAUCACUGCAGAAUCUGAAACACAAACGACGAGACGGACUUGCAGCCGCACACGCACGCGCGCGCGCAUAAACUCCUGCGUUCCUCCGUGUACGUGUAUGUGAACGGCGGUCAGGAUGCAGGUGUCCUUUGCGUGCACGGAGCACAACUUGAAGAGCAGGAGCGAGGAUCGCUUGUGCGGGCUGCGCGCGGCCCCGCCACCGGGGGGCAGCAGCGGGGGCGGGGGAGGGGCUGGGGGCGGCGGAGGCGGUGGGGGAGGGGUGGAGCGGAGCAGCGUACAGGUCAGUAAUGGAAAUUACGCCCCGCAGAACUCCGUCAAAAUCCGCGACAUUACGGGGUCACGAGGUGUGACGCAAGGCCACGCCCACAUGAAGGAGGCUUUUGGCCGACACAGCAACAUGAAGUACAGAAAUUUGGGGAAAUCAGGUCUUCGUGUGUCGUGUUUGGGCCUCGGGACGUGGGUGACGUUUGGGUCACAGAUUUCGGAUGAGAUGGCAGAGAACCUGAUGACUAUAGCGUAUGAAAACGGCGUGAACCUGUUUGACACGGCCGAGGUGUACGCUUCAGGCAGGGCUGAGAUCACUCUUGGUAAUAUUAUUAAGAAGAAAGGAUGGAGGAGAUCCAGUUUUGUAGUAACGACCAAAAUCUACUGGGGAGGACAGGCGGAGACAGAGAGAGGGCUGUCUAGGAAACACAUCAUCGAAGGUCUUCGAGGCUCGUUAUCAAGACUGCAGCUGGAUUACGUGGACAUCGUUUUUGCAAAUCGUAACGAUGUCAACAGUCCGAUGGAAGAGGUGGUGCGUGCGAUGACCUUUGUCAUAAACCAAGGCAUGGCCAUGUACUGGGGGACGUCCCGCUGGAGUGCGAUGGAGAUAAUGGAGGCGUACUCAGUGGCUCGGCAGUUCAAUCUGAUUCCCCCGGUGUGUGAACAAGCCGAGUAUCACUACUUCCAGAGGGACAAGGUGGAAGUGCAGCUCCCUGAACUCUACCACAAAAUCGGUGUGGGGGCGAUGACCUGGUCUCCGUUGGCGUGUGGUUUGAUCACCGGGAAAUACAGUGACGGAGUUCCAGAAUGUUCUAGAGCUGCAAUGAAAGGCUAUCAGUGGCUGAAGGAGCGUGUUCACAGUGAAGAAGGCCGCAGACAGUUGGCUAAGAUCAAAGAGCUCCACCUGCUGGCUGACCGUCUCGGCUGCACAGCCGCACAGCUCGCUAUCGCCUGGUGUUUGCGCAGUGAAGGUGUUAGUUCUGUUUUGUUAGGAGUCUCAAACACAGAUCAACUACUGGAGAACCUGGGAGCACUGAGGGUUCUCUCUCAGAUGACCCCUCAGACGGUGAGUGAGAUCGACGCUCUGCUGGGCAACAAGCCGCACUCCAAGAAAGAGUCUCGUGCAUGAGGACAGAGCCGAGAGACGAGGACGAGACAAGGACGAGACAAGAUCCGAGUGCGAGCGGGACGAACCGACGGCUUUCGCUCCCUCCCCUUCCUGUGUACUCCAUCUUCCUGCAUGGCUCCUGCGAACCACCGGGCUUCCAGAACGAUCCGAACCAAACCCACUCCUGACCUUUUAUAAAUGCUACAGACACGUCGUUACUUCGCUAACACAACAGGAGAGAUUUUACUCUUCAGAAGAAAAAACAAACAAACAAACAAAUAUUUAAAUAAGAGAGAACAUCAUGUCUUCCAGGUGAACACUUCAGGGAGGGGGAGUUGACAAAAAAAACUCACUUCCUUUUCCCAGGAUGCUUUUCCCAAGCUUUUGGUGCAUGUGUGUGUGUGUGUGUGUGUGUGUGUGUGUGUGUGUGUGUGUGUGUCGUUGCUGUUCACUGCCGAUGACGCAAAUUUACCACAAGCAGCAAAACACAACUUGUGUGUGUGUGUGUGUUCUCUCAUUAUCAUAGCCUGCAAUAGGAGUCACACAGAACCAGCUCUGUGUCAUUUAUUCAUCGGAAUCAUUUUUCCCGCCCGGAAGGACAAAUCGCCAUGGUGACCACUGUGUGUAACGGAGCGAAUGUACCACAUGAACUUAUCUCAUGAGUCUUCCUCCAUCGUGUCACUGAGGUCAACAAACUGUGCGCAUGGCCCUUUAAGACAAUCCCCACUCUUAGUGUGUGUGUGUGUGUGUGUGUGAGAGAGAGAGAGAGAGAGAAUGUGUGUGUGUGUGAGAAAGAGAGAGAGAGAGAGAGAGAGAGAGACAGAGAGACAGAGAGUGUGAGUGUGUGUGUGUGUGUGUGAGAGAGAGAGAGAGAGAGAGAGAGAGAGAAUGUGUGUGUGUGUGAGAAAGAGAGAGAGAGAGAGAGACAGAGAGACAGAGAGUGUGAGUGUGUGUGUGUGUGUGAGAGAGAGAGAGAGAGAGAGAGAGAGAGAGAGAGAGAGAGAGAAUGUGUGUGUGUGUGAGAAAGAGAGGGGGGGGGGGAGUGUGUGUGUGUGUGUGUGAGAGAGAGAGAGAGAGAGACAGACAGACAGAGUGUGAGUGUGUGUGAGAGAGAGAGAGUGUGUGUGUCCUGCUAGAAUUUUCUAACUGUAUCACUUGCACAAAGCAGAAAAGGUCAAAGGUCAGUGAGCCCAGAGGAAUCAGUAUAGACAUCAGAGGCAAUGAUAACAUGAAGAGAACGUCCAUCGAGCGUGUAUGUUUGUGUUUGUGUUUGUGUUUGUGUUUGUGUGUGGACACUGUUCAGUAUGAAGGCAUUAGAUGUGUUUCCAUCAGCUGCUGUGGAUUUUAGCUUUAGAUGAUUAGCUACGUCACUCACGGCCCAUGCUAGGUACAUCUGCUACUUAUUUCAUGGCGCUGUUAGCUAUUAGCUAGCCAUUUUUAUUUUCACUAUAUAAAAAAAAUACAUCCAACUGUUCUAUAAUCUGUAUAUUUUAACCGGAAAUGCUAGCUAGCUUUAACAAAUCUACACAAGUUGUUUAAUCAUUGAUAUUUUUGUGAACCGAUCUUCUAUAUUCUUACGAAUAUCUUCAUUCAUGCUAGACUUCUAACAAAAAAUGCUAGCUGCUAAAGCUCCAACAAACAGUUUUCUGUUCAUUUUUUUUGUUUUUGUGUGUGUUUCAAGCACACAGUGUUAUUCUCAGGAGUUAAAAGGGCGUGUGUUUUACCCAUAAUGCAAUGCAAGCAUGCAGCAAGAUUGCUAACAAAUUAAGUAAAUCCUACAGUUUCCUCAUGGCACAAUGCUAGCGUUCCUGUUUUUUUGUGUCAGGUGAAGAUGAUUAGCCCCUUCGCUAAACAGGCUACGACGCUGCAAAGUCACAGUGUCCUGUUUGAUUGAAUUUUAGAGUGAAUUGUAGUAACAGCUAGCGUUUGGGACAUGACACAUUUGCUACAUGAUUGUUUAUCUGUACGCUAGCUUUCACGCACAGGAUUAGCGUAUAAACUGUGCUGACGUUGGAUGGGAAACACACUGAGUUUGAGCACUGAGAUUUUAUUUAUGACUGUUAUGAUGAGGAUUUAGCUUUCAGGACACGUUCUGGAGCAUGUCUGUUUAUUAGCCGAGUGUGUGUGUGUGUGUGUGUGUGUGUGAGAAAGAAAGAGAGUCAAGCUUUAUUUAACGACAUUGGAGGAUCUGUUUUGCCAGCGAGAUCUCGGGAAGGUAAUCAGGAAGUGGUUUUUCGCACCCAGACGACAGGGUCUGGCUCUCUGUCACUCACUUUGAAGGCUUGCGAUGGAAUUUCAUUUGCUGAUUCACUCCACUCGACGUUCCCUCACGGACCACUGUGAUUUGGGACACAGCCACGAAUCUGCCUGGCAACAGCAGACACAGGGCAGCGUCUGGUGGUCUGCUGCUCGUCUCCUCUGCACUCCGUUUCCGUUCUAACGUGUUUGAUACUUUUGAAGUGAAUCAAGCGAUACGAUUCAUUCGAUUCAACCCCCUCGGAGUGACGAGUCAGCAGACCACCUCCAGUUCCUCAAGCUCACGGAUUCACAGUCACCAGGAAUAAUCUUGGCUUGGUGUGGAGGUGGAGAUGAUAAAUUCAAUUUUGAUGAAAAAAAAAAUCAAAAAUUCUAAUUUGUUCGUUCUUGAAAUGACUCUACUCAUUUGAAUCAACGAAUUGUGCAAAUCCUCCGCUCACAAGUUGUACCGUGUACAGCCCAGAUUCAAGAUGGCGGUCUUAUGGUGCACACCUGAGUUUUAGUUUAGAAUUUUAGUUCAUUAGCAGUUUAUAAAAGCAAUCAUGUCAUGACGAAGUGCUGAGUGAAGAUGAAUGAAUCAGUGAAUCAAACAAUCAAUGAAUGAAUCAAAAUCAGGCUUCGGAUGAAGAAGCUGAUUUUAAAUCCCGUGUUUCAGGGCAGUGAUACGAAUCCCUUUAUUUCUGAAUCCACGGCUCGAGAGGACGCCGUACUGUACGGACGCGUUCGUCAUUAACGUCUACGGUUUUAGAGAAAAUGUAAAUAUUAUACUGGAGCUGGACCUGAGAGAAAAUAUUUCCCAGCAACCGAAAUGCUUCGAAUAGUUUUUUUUUUUUCAUGUGAUGUAUUAUAGUUAGCAAGAUCUUAGUUAUAUGAAGCUGAAGAUCUGACCUGAGCAGUGUACAUACACGUUUAGAGCACAGAAACUCCUCCGUAACUCUGCCUGUGUCUGUAAUAUUUUAAUGUCUUGCACCAAAAAAAGAAAUGACUCUAAACCCUGUACCGAAUGUAUUCAUGCUUGCCUUUAAAAUGUCUGAAGAAACUCACUGCAAUGUUUUUAGGCUCUUUAAUCCAUCUCAGGU